AUGUGCCUCUUCCCGUCCUUCGUCGCCAUCGUGGAAGCGUACAAGCCUAUGCAGACCCUCAUCCACCGAUACCCGGGACUGCACUACACCUGGUGGACCCAGAGUGCUGCCGGCCAAUGCGGCGCCGACGACCCGUCCCGCUGGGAGUACAGCAACUGCACCGACCUCAUGCAGUGCACGCUGUCUAACAUGGCCGACAUCCUCAAGAGCGACAUCGCCAUCGGGACCACCAUUCCCGGUCUCCUUCCCAGCAUCCUGGCCGUCAUGGCCAUCGAACCGGACGCCCUCGUGCGCUUGUGCCUCGUGGCGCCGCAUCGCGCCGUCGCCGUCGCCUCCUUCAGCUCGAGCUUCCCGGCCUCCGUCUUCUUCCACCUGCGCACUCUCCAGUCUCAGAAGAGAGCAGGUCCCCCGGGCGCCGCGAGCGGCGCCAGCAGCAGCUCCUCUGACGACUACGGUCACACCUCGCUAGUCCCGCUGGCAAACCACGACAAGCUGCAAGGUGGCGGCGGCGCGUUGUCGUGGAGACACAUCUGCAUCAAGCUCGCGGUCGACGCAGCGGCCGUCGUCUCCGCCGCCGCCGUCAUGCGGCAGCUCUGGAUCGUCAACAGAGCCGUCCUGGUGCAGUGGCGGUGCGAGUCGCCCCUGAUGGUCAUCACGUGGCCGAUGGCGUGCAUCUGGUGGCUCCCCGUGGCGGUGUCGCUGCUGUACAUCAUGGCAGAGGACGUGAGGUUCGAGCAUGCCGUGCUGGGGACGGACUGCCGGUACACCUGGUGGCAGGUCGUCACGCUGCCGUACACGCUCGAUGUAGACAUUCAGAGGGAGUGGCAGCCAAGGUGGACCGGGCGGCCUAAGCUGUGGGGCGUGGAGCUACCGGUGAACCUGCCGCGGGGAUUAUCGUAUGGCUUGCGCAGUGAUGCAAAGGCCAGGGACCGCGGCGAGCGGGCUGCCCGAGCUCGGCUCCAGUGCCCCGACCCGGCGUCUAUCAACAAGCACGCCGUGAUCAUGGUUGUCACGAUGCCCGAUGAUUCUCUCUGGAGGACCUGGCGGUCGUACAAUUUCCUCAUCUCUAUUCCGUCCCUUGUCAUAUACUUCUACGCAACCUUUGUACUGCUGAGCGCCGUGUUCAUCGGUAGCGUCAACAGCAUCCUGUUCUCUUCUCUGUCGUCGGGGCUGUAUCUCUCCACUAGGAUCCUCGUGACCAUCUUCUGA
Molecule: messenger RNA, 1209 nt
Organism: Geosmithia morbida
Lineage: Eukaryota; Fungi; Ascomycota; Sordariomycetes; Hypocreales; Bionectriaceae
Exons: 2
Coding region: 1-1209 (402 amino acids)
Source: RefSeq, a predicted model, not a curated record